CCACUACCACUACCACCACUACCACCACCAGCCGUCAUCAACAAAGAACGAUAACCCUAUUUUGUAUAAAACGCUCACAACAGAUUUGGCGGCUGACGUAGAAAUUAGUUAACAGAGACUAGGGACGAAAGGAUGCCUGCUGGGAAAAGUUUACAAGACCGUUUGAGUGCUGGGGAGAAAGUAUUUGCUGCGGAGGGUUACAUGUUCGAGUUCAACAAACGUGGCUAUCUGAAAUCUGGUGCAAUGGUACCGGAAGUGGUCAUAGAACACCCAGAUCUUGUCACAAAAAUGCACGAAGAAUUCGUCCAUGCAGGAAGUGACGUCGUUCUGGCUUUCACUGUACGUUUACAGCACUCACACACGACCACCACCACCACCACCACCACCAUCACACUUAACCCAUAUUUCUCUCAUCCUUUACCAAUUAUCACUUUAUUGUCAAUCCAGAUUUUUUCCUUCUUCUCUCCACAGUAUUAUGGUAACCGCCACAAACUUCAAGUCAUUGGACGCCAGGAUGAAGUUGAACAGUUGAACAGAAAGGCUCUGAAAAUGGCGCGCGAAGUGGCCGAUAACACAGGGACUUUAAUGGCGGGGAACUUAAGCAACACCACUGUUUUCGACCCUAGUGACAAGGACACUGUAGAUACCGUCAACGCUAUGUUUAAGGAGCAAGUGAUAUGGGCAAAAGACGAAAAAGCAGAUUUCAUUGUUGGAGAAACUUUCUACUCCCUCGCAGAAGCCAUGUUGUCUUUGGAAGCUAUCAAAGCUUAUGGCGAUGGUUUACCUGCAGUAGUAAACAUCGCCCCUACUGCGAAAGGCCACACUGUGGAUGAUGUCCCAUUAGAGGAAGCUUGCAGGAAACUUGAAGAAGCUGGAGCUGCAGUUGUAGGUCUCAACUGUAGCAGGGGACCAAAGGCGAUGGUUCCUCUCCUGAAAAGGGUCAGACAAGCUUGUAAGGGGCCAAUAUCAGCUUUGCCCGUCCCCUACCGCACUAACGAGGAAAUAAUAACAUAUCAAAUGUUCAAGGAUCCUUAUACAGAACAAUACACUUUCCCGAGCAACAUGGCACAGUUCCAGUGCAGCAGGAAUGAAAUUGAAUUCUUUGGCAAUGCCUGUAAAGAGAUUGGAGUUCAGUAUAUCGGUCUUUGCUGCGGAAAUACGUCUGAUUACUUCCGCCUUCUGUGUGAGACUUGUGGAAAAACAACCAAGGCCAGCCGCUAUACAACAGAUAUGUCGAAUCAUUAUCUUAACACCGACAAGGGUCUUAGCGAAUACAAUGCAAAAGUGAGGAAAGCACUCCUUGGUUUGUAAAACUACCAACGAUCGUAUCGCUCGAAGAACUUCGCCCUUUGUUUUUUAUAACAACAAACAGAAAAUCUACUUCAGAUGUGACGAUGGUAUUUUCUUGAAUUCUGCAAAUGUAAAUAUAUUCCACAAUAAUUAGUAGG
Messenger RNA from Octopus sinensis (East Asian common octopus), 1448 nucleotides. Its product is annotated as betaine--homocysteine S-methyltransferase 1. NCBI's taxonomy places the organism in Eukaryota, Metazoa, Mollusca, Cephalopoda, Octopoda, Octopodidae. Gene Ontology annotation, molecular function: methyltransferase activity; zinc ion binding. The transcript has 7 exons. The record is from RefSeq and is a predicted model, not a curated record. Bases 133 to 1311 code for a protein of 392 amino acids.